GCCAACCGGCUGCUGGCUCACCAGCGCGUGCACGUGGACGGCACGCACGAGUGCCCCAACUGCAGCAAAGUCUUCAAGAAGGCGGCCUCGCUGGAGCAGCACAUGCGCAUUCACAAAGGCGAGGCCCUGUACCUGUGCGUCGACUGUGGCCUGGGCUUCGGCACCGAGAUGACGCUGGUGGUGCACCGCAAAAGCCACACGGCCAACCCCCUGCACCGCUGCGCCUGCGGCAAGACCUUCAGCAACAUGACCAAGUUCCUCUACCACCGCCGCACCCACGCAGGCAAGAGCGGGGCCCCGCCGGCCCGCGCUCGCGCCCCCGAUCCGGAGCCGGCCCAGCCGCCUGAUCCGGAGCCGGCCCAGCCGCCCGCCGCUGGGGCAGUGAACGGCUCGCCGGCGCCUCAUGCCGGCGGCGGCUUCCUGUGCCCGCAGUGCGGCAAGGAGUUCUCCAGCCACAUCCGCAUGGUGCGGCACAAGCGGGUGGUGCACGUGCUGGAACGCAAGCACAAGUGCCCCACCUGCGGCAAGACCUUCAAGAAGCUGGUGCACGUCCGAAACCACCUGCGCACGCACACCGGGGAGCGCCCCUUCCAGUGCACUGAGUGCGGCAAGACCUUCGCCUCCCAGGCCAACCUGAUGCGGCACCAUCUGACCCACACCGGCGAGCGCCCCUACCAGUGCGACGUCUGCCAGAAGCGCUUCACCCAGUCCUCCAACCUGCAGCAGCACCGGCUGCUUCACUCGGGCGCCGGCCCCUUCCCCUGCCAGGACUGCGACGCCACCUUCUCGCGUGCCCACAAGCUGGCCCUGCACCGCGUCAGCCACACGGGCCAGCUGCCCUUCCAGUGCCCCGAGUGCGACAAAUCCUUCGCCCGCAAGCGGCUGCUGGAGCUGCACCGGCUGGCCCAUGCCGGGCGCGAGCCCCACCGCUGCCCGGACUGCGGCGCCCUCUUUGUCCGCCUGGCCAAGCUGGAGGAGCACCGCUGUGCCCACAAGAAGCUCUACCCGUGCCCGUCCUGCGGCAAGUGCCUGGGUUCCCUGGCCAAGCUGGCGCUGCACCAGCUGGUGCACUCCGGUCAGCGCCCCUUCACCUGCAGCCUCUGCGGCAAGGGCUUCACCAACCCAAGCGGGCUGAGCCGGCACCAGCAGCGCCACACGGGUGUGCGCCCCCACAAGUGCCCGCUCUGCUCCAAGACCUUCGUGGCGGCCUCGGGGCUGCAGCUGCACCAGCGCACGCACACAGGCGAGCGCCCCUUCCCCUGCCCGGAGUGCGGCAAGGCCUUCCGGCAGGCCACCCACCUGCGGGAGCACCGGCGGCUGCACACCGGCGAGCGCCCCUACCAGUGCCCGGAGUGCGGCAAGGCCUUCAUCCAGUCCAUGCACCUGGCCGAGCACCGGCGCAUCCACACCGGGGAGCGCCCGCACCGCUGCCCGCACUGCGCCAAGGCCUUCAAGACCCUCUCCAACCUGCGCAGCCACCGCAAGACCCAUGGGGCUGCCGCCGCCCCCCCAGCCCCGCCCGCUCCCCAGCCCACCCAGACCAUCAUGUGCACCGAGUUCGGGGAGACCAUCGCCAUCAUAGAGACGGCAGAGCCGCUGCCCCUGGUGGAGACCAUCGAAAUCUACCAGGCUGCCCUGGAGGGCAGCCUCCAGGUGGACAAUCUGCAGGUCAACGCCUUCGUAUAGGGGCGGAGCCCCCCUGUAAAUAAAAGUUCUG
This is a messenger RNA of Terrapene triunguis (Three-toed box turtle), 1717 nucleotides long. RefSeq names its product zinc finger protein 574-like. Lineage: Eukaryota; Metazoa; Chordata; Testudines; Emydidae. The annotation marks the transcript as partial. The record is from RefSeq and is a predicted model, not a curated record. Gene Ontology annotation, biological process: regulation of transcription by RNA polymerase II. The transcript has a single exon. Gene Ontology annotation, molecular function: RNA polymerase II cis-regulatory region sequence-specific DNA binding; DNA-binding transcription activator activity, RNA polymerase II-specific. Gene Ontology annotation, cellular component: nucleus.